Gambusia affinis (western mosquitofish) is the source of this 10095-nucleotide messenger RNA. It is a transcript of the gene nudt14, whose product is annotated as nudix (nucleoside diphosphate linked moiety X)-type motif 14. The coding region runs from base 112 to 840 and encodes 242 amino acids. The record is from RefSeq and is a predicted model, not a curated record. Gene Ontology annotation, molecular function: UDP-sugar diphosphatase activity; metal ion binding. Gene Ontology annotation, biological process: ribose phosphate metabolic process; nucleoside phosphate metabolic process. NCBI's taxonomy places the organism in Eukaryota, Metazoa, Chordata, Actinopteri, Cyprinodontiformes, Poeciliidae. The transcript is spliced from 5 exons.
UACUCGAAUCAGAGCUCGUGUGUCCUUUCCCGUAUUCCGUAGGCAUUCCUUCACUGUCGGUGUGCAGAGACGACUUCGGUAAACCCCCAAAUCCUGCUCCAGUUGUACAUUAUGGAAGAGAUUAAUAACGUUGAAGUCGUUCCGUGCACAGAGUCCGAAUACCUGAAGCCGUUCCGGGUGCUCUACAAUCAGAAUGGCACAAAGAAAUCCUGGGACUUUAUGCAGAGUCACGACAGUGUAUCUGUGCUGCUCUUCAACACCACCUCUCACUGUUUUGUCCUCGUCAAGCAGUUCCGUCCAGCUGUUUACAUGUGUGAGUGGGAAAAGGCCAAGACGAAGACCUCUCAGGGCGCCGAAAAGACCGAAGAGGGCGACGCCUCCGAAUCUCAAGAGGGCCAGUCGGCCUCGGCCGAGGAAAGCUCUCCUUCGUCCCAGUGGCCCCCGGCCUCGGCGGGGGUCACCUACGAGCUCUGCGCCGGCCUGGUGGACAAACCGGACCUGUCGCUGGAGGAGAUCGCCCGGCAGGAAGUGCUGGAGGAGUGUGGCUACGAUAUACCAGCCUCCAAGCUGAAGAGGAUCACUUCGUUCAGAACAAACGUGGGGUUAAUAGGCUCGAAGCAGACCAUGUUUUACGCCGAGGUUUCCGACGACAACUGCGUGAGCGCCGGCGGAGGCGACCCGCGCGAGGGGGAACUCAUCGAGGUUGUCAAAGUCCCGCUGCACGAGGCCAUGACGUUUGCCUACGACGAACGUAUACCCAAAUCCCUGGGCCUCAUUUUUAGUUUCAUCUGGUUCCAUAAUAACAUGUCUCCCAAGUACAAGAUAUCCACCAAUGUGUAACUAACGUUAGCCACUAUUUCUAUUAUUUACUGCAUAUUAAAGUCAGACACACUGGCCCGGCACACCCUCUGCUCCCUCACUGCUCAUCCUGUGUUGCCUUUUCUGCUUAUUGGUACACAAAGCAGGGUGGGCUCCUUGUUUUGUCCUUAUCAUUUCUUUUUUUUUUUUAUUAUUAUUUUUUUAUGUAUUUUAAAUACUCUCCUACAAAAAACCAGUUUGGCGCUGGUGCAGCUUCUCUUAAAUAUUUUUUUUAUAUACUAAUUAUUUAUUUCUCAUGUGCCAUCUCUUGUUAAUGGCAUCAUAACACUCUUCAUAUUUGCCUGCACAAUUAAAGGAAGGCUCUGGCGCUCUUGGAUGUUUUCUAUUUUACAUCAUUGUAGCCAUUUUUUAGGUAUUUUAAUUAGGCCUGUCACAAUAAUAAAUUUUGCCGGACGAUAAAUCGCCCCAUAAGUUAUUGCGAUGAACUAUAAUAUUGUUUUUUUGAGACCAUUUUCAAGUAAUAAAAUGGCAAAUAUCAUUAACCUUUCAUUUUUUAACAAACAUUUAACUCUAGAAAUGGAAGAUACUUUAAAUAUCCAAAUUAAAUAAACUGAAAUACUAAAUAAAAUUAAUUUUAAAGUCUCUGUAAAUAAAACUGUUCUUCAACAAAGGGGUUAGUUGAGACCAACACACCAGACUUGAGACUUUGGUUGUCCAAUUUUUGGUAGAAAGAUCAAUAAACCAUGCAAAUGGAAAUUAUUGAGCUCAUUCUAAAGGCUCAUGUGAUUAAUUGAUUUAUUGCUUAUUGCAACAGGCCUAAUUUAAACACCUUUGUAAGUUAGGCAUGGGCUGGUUUGUACAGACCCUUCAGAGGACAUGGGGAAACUUUUUUCUUUUGCGUUCUCUUGCAAUAAUACUAAUCAGUUCAUGAGGCAUAAUUGAAUGCUGUAAGCCUUUCUUACGACGCCGCUGUACUUUCUGCUUUAAGUUAUGUAAGGUUUUCGCAUGAAUGUUAAUAUCUCUUUGUGAGAAAUCUGAAGUUUUAUAUCUUUUUAACAAUGUUAGGAAAACCACCAAAAACCUAUAAACAGAAACUUUCCAUAAGUAGGAAAGAAAUAAAAAUACAUCUAAACUAUUUGGACUAUUUCUGAGUUAUUAUCGUGGGUUAAUGAGUCAUCUGACAGUCCUGAUUGUGUCUCUAUUGUGCUGGUUGUCUGAAUGGUUUAAAGGGCCGUUUUCAUGGGCAGUUCCAUCUCAACCUUACACAAACAGACAUAAACAUGCAAAAUCGAGUUUCAAUCAGUUUUUUUUUCCACCAAAGAGUUUAUAAUAAACACGUUUUCACUGAGGCUCUAUAAGAGCCAUAUGAAUGAAAUAAGUAAUUAUUGAUGUGACAGGAGCAGGCGACUUUGACACUUGGGUGGUGGAUGUGGCUGUCAGCAGGGUUACUGGUGCUCUGGCUUUGUGUGUAUGAGGAAGCGUGGUCAUAGUCUGUUGACCGUGUUGUAGUGCCGUUGAACGUUGUCACUUGUGCGUUGUUUGGCCUGGUCAGUCUGCAUUGCAGUCCUUGUAAAGUUUGAAGCAUGAUAAUCAAAAUGGGAUAAAUCGAUAGUUGUGACAAAGAAGUGGACUGGAGUUGAUGGAUACAGGACAGAUGAGAUUCCCUGAGUCGACCCAGUGCUGCCCUCUGCCACCAUUUGCUGCACAUUUUGGCUCUUUAAAUAUGUAUAUAUUUGAAAUGUUAAUUGACAUUCGUGACUGUAUACAAAAUAGAUCAGUAAAUAUUGCAGUAAGCAUAUUGCGAGGGAACGCAAAAGAAAAAAAGUUUCCCCAUGUCCCCUGGAGGGCUCCGUAGGUUUGGAUUCCCACCAGUUUUAUGGUAUUUUCUCCAAAACUGUGAGCAAAAAUAUACAUUUAAAAAAAAAAAAAAAAUCUUUCUGCUUUUAUUUUGAAAAACACCAUUAUUAUUACUUUUCAAAUAACAUUGAAUAUUACAGCGAUGAUGUUGAUUUUGAUGCAUAAAACAAACAACUGUCUAUGUAUUUCAUGACUGGAAAUAUUUCCAAAUUUAUCUUUGUUGCAUGUGAAGGUAAGUCAAGCUAACUCUCUGUGUUUUAACAAUAUGUAGGGGAGGGGCAGUGUUGCAUUACCUGAAUCUCUGCUGAAUAAAUGGUGUAACCUUGGUAUACAGUAACAAUAACCGGCCCAUGCCUACAGUAGAAGGCAGUUAAACGUCACAAACAUUUCAAUAAUGCAAAGACUCACCGUUUAGAAACACGUUUCCAUUUAUAGGUACCUAAAAAGCAACAUUUUAACAAUGAAUUUAACCCACAUUUACCCUUCAUUCACCCUAAAACUGAACCGGACAGCAGAUAAUCACCCAGUUAUGCAAAAAUAUUGAGGUGUUCAGGCAAGCCAUAUGUAAUUCCUUCAGUCCCCGUCCUUUAAGCAAUAGCUGUUCUACUACCCAAUGCUGAAAAAUCAUUUAUUAGCCUUGAAAUUAGUGCCAGUCGAGAUAUAAUCAACCCUCGAUCACACAGGGAUAUCACACCCAACUUUACUCAGAGGGAACUGAAGCACAAUCAUGCUAGAAAAUUAUGUACAGCAGAACUUUUUGAAUAAAAUAAAAGCUAUAUAUGUAAUGUAUUUUUCUUUGCUGAUGACAGUUUAAGCUCUAAUAAAAUUAAGCUCAUUAACACACUCAAAUCCACUCUUAGCAUCUUUGUUUUAAAAGUUACCUACCCUUGCAGAUAAUUAGUAAGAAUGGAUCAUUUUUCUUUUCCAUAGGAACUUUAGGAAGACAUUAAUUAGCAUUUCCGAAAAGAACAUUCUUUCUAUACACAAGUUACAAGAAAAGCCUCAAACUCACAAAUACACGGCUAAUCUCUGAACAUCAGCAAAUUGCCAAAUCUCAGGUCCAACUAUUUCAACCUUAUACUUUUAACAAAUCUUUGAAUGUGACAAUGAUCAGCAUGUCAUUAUUUAUAAUCCUGAAACAUCCCAUUUCAGAAUCACUUCCAGCUUGUGUAUCCGAAGACAUCCGAGUGUCCUCUGUAUUUUCAUUAAAGGGCUGGUACUUCAUUAAUUAUUUCAUCUGUAAAAACAAAAUAAUUCCCACACAGAUGUGUUAAAAUAAUAUGCAAGAUCUGAAACAACGGCCAUAGUGUUUGUGCAACACGGUGAUGUUCGUGUAGAGCAGAUGACACGUCUCGAAACGAGGAAAAAAGAAAAAUCAAGUAACUGAUCUGUUGUUAAAUGUGGUGCCACAAGAAUGCCUUGGGAGAUAUAAGGCUGUGUGAAGUGCAAUGUUAAAAAUACUUAUUAGAAAUGAUUUAUUUUGUUUUGUACAUCAAAACAAAAUAUAACAUUAGCUUAAGCCUAAUGUUGAUUUUAAUUCAACAAUUGUAAGGUAGUGUUUUUUUUUUUUUCAAAUAUUUCUCUUUGGUUUGUUCAUUGAGUUUCCAGUUUUUUAGCAACAGCUGAUGCAGCUCAAAUUUCUCUAUAUUUAUAUAAAAAGACAGCUGACUCCAAACUUAAUUAGAAAAGUAGACCACUAAACCCUACUUAAAAAUAAAGGUUAGUCCCCAUUUACACAGGAUUAAGACUGCCUUCCUUUUUACCGCUGCUUUCCUGGUCAUCUUAUCACUUUGCUACCAGCAUUCGGGUCAUAUCUGUACUGCGAUGUAAUUUAACAGUGUGCAUAACUUCCCAUUGCAUGUUAUCGUUUACAUCUGAAAAUUUGGCGCAUUUGCACAAUGCUGAACAGCAUAAAAUUCAUUCUUUUACAUGCCAUUGCUGGUGCGGUAGAACAAAAUGAAACAUGGAGAUGUAGAUAUUAUUAAUUUGGUGCUGUGCGCCACAGCAAAGGGGGAAAAUAAUGCAGAUAAACCACUUUUUUUUUUCUUGCUGUUGCAACUGACAACAGCGCCACCUUAUGUUUCAGAAUUGAACACCAAAAAACACUCAAACGUUUCCCACAGUCUGUUACAGUUUUAAGUUUUUAUUGUGAUCUGUCAGAGUUGGUGUUUAGGUCACCUUUUUUUAUUUUGUAACUGAGCCAAAACACACCGAUAUCCUACGUCACAUCCAUAUGUUAACAUCGUAAAAGUCAAGCUAGUAUAACUGAACUACUUCUCUCUCCUUUACUCAUUUUCACUCUAGUUGUUGUAGUGUUGAUAAUUAGUAGCAAAGCACUGCGUCCCUUUUUCUCUUAUAUAUGAGGUGUACAUUUAAGAUUUAGCGCGUUAUAUUGACAACGUAACAGCUAAAACCAAUGGUAGUCAUUGUAAUGUCCGAAUUUUGUGACGUUUUCUCUCGCCAUUUAUUGGCCAUAGGUCCUUAAGGAGCUUAUGCCUCCUUAAGACCCAUCUCAUUCACUAAUGUCAAUUUGGUAGCAAAACUUAUUUUAUCACGCUGUGAUAACAGUUGUAGUACGCCGACAACAUGCUGGUAACUAUGGAAACCAUUGAGUUUUAAGGCUGUCCGGCUCUUGCUGCAGUCCAGUUGCAUGUGCGUCCACUGUGUUUACAAAUAAUCCCUCUAUAAGUGGGAAGUUUCUGCAACUCCACCAUCAGUUUCAGAUCCAAAGAGCAAACACCGUCAGGAUGAUUAGCUUGUCAGCAUUGAUGCAGGUAGAUUGAUAUUCUGGAAAGAGCAAAAGCGACACUGCCAAUCAGGAUUUCACGCAAUAACCUUAAUUGUAAGCACACAUGUGAAAGUGCAAUCUGUUUUCUUUCCCAAUCAUUCUGAGCGGAUCACACAAUAACUCUGAAUGGUGACUGUUAUUUAGGAGCUGCGAUCCGGUUAUCGUACAAUUGUGUUUAUCAACCUCAAACGCAGUUACUUACACUUUUUCUCAUCCUCUUUGUGUUGAUAAAUACAACUAGUAGGUUUUACAUUUGCAAGCAAACAACUCCCAACUCUUCUCGUCUCCCAGCAACCUACAUGCGUAGUUUGGAGGUGUGUGUUCUUCACCCUGGAUAACGCCUUGUACACACGUAGCCAGGUCUUCGUAAAAACAAAUAUCUCUGCCACGUCCAAACUGGAUCUGUUUCAGAAAGGGUUUUCAUCCACAUGAACCCACACAAAUAUGAGACUCAGCGUUACUUUAAAUAUGUCAAACCUAUAGGGGGCAGUGUAGGGCAAAGCUAAAACCUACAUCAGCCAAUUUCUUCAAAACAAUUUCCUGUUAGGAAUUAAACAUGGCGCCAGGUGGUUUGUGUGGACAGAUAUACUUUUAACUACCAUAUUAGAAUAUAAAUUUAAUAAAACAACACAAUGUUGUUUGGGAGUCAUGUCAAAGCAAGUAUGUAGAUAUAUUGGCACAUUUGGUGCAGACUGUAAUGGCCAUAACCCUAAAUCUCAUGCAAGCAUGAAUACGGACUUUUCUCAAAUCUCCACCUUGGUCUUUUAUAAACUGUUUUUAGUGAUAUUAAACUGGGUUUUGUUUGGAUGAAAGGCCAAAACAAGCAAAAAUGUAUUUGUUUUUCCAGAUAUCUGGCUACUUGCGGACAAGGCCUUUGAUGUAAUUGGAGCCUAAGUGGUUUUAGUUUUAGUCGGUCCACUCUCAAGUUGUAAGUCAGCAUUUCUGAUUUGUAGGACUAGUGCACUACCAACUGAUUGGUCGAAUGGGGAAAAACAGGCAUCAGAUUUCAAAAUGUCUUUGCAUAUUUAUUUAUUUUUUUAGUCAGUUCAGCCUUAUUAACAGAUAUUGCAGUGCUUAUCUCCGCCCUGAAGUCUUACUACUUUCACAAUAAUAAAAAUACCAGUAGGCAUUUCGUUCCAUAUAACACAGUAGGAGUGUAACCGGAAAACCUUUUAUGGAUGCAAACGCAAGAACCCCCCACUUGAUGACUUGGUGUUUCUGUGUUUGAUUUGAUGUAAAGCACUUUGAAAUGCCUUGCUGCUGAAAUGUGCUAUACAAAUAAAAUUUGAUUUGAUUUAAUGAUUAUACGUUUGAUUAGAUUCUACCAUUUAAUGAUUUAUUUUCUUCCCAAACUGUGCAAAUAUAUGGAUUUACGUUUAAAGUCGUACAUUGAGUCGUUGAGCUUCCUUCAGGAUAUUAUUUUUGCAUUAAUGUUCUUAAUUGAUGACUGUUCAUAUUCUCUAAAAAAGGAUUUUAAAAAUAACUUUAAAAUUAAAACUCUGAAGCCAGAUCACUUAAGUCAAACUUUGAUACAUGUUGUAGAAACUUCACAAUCAGAAACCAGAACAUGACCUGUUCAAAGAUGUCACAAUCGUAAGGCAGCUGUGAAUUUUACUUCACUUCACAUUAUAACCAGCAACAAUAUUUAUCUCACCUAAAAAUGUACUUAUUUUAAAAAUUAUGCAGCGUAUUAAAAUAAAUAAAGCCAUAAAACAUUAGAAGAAAAAUAUUUUAACAGUAUUCACCUCAAAGUUCAAGUUUACUUCUGGUUUAACGUUGAAACUAAUAAUAUAAAAGCCAUUUAAACUUGAAGGACAGUCUGAAACUAAAUGUGCCUAUCAAAUGAGGACAAAGUUGACAUUAUUUUUUUUAUGGAUGUGUUUUUAAUGCUGUGAGGGCUAAACACCAGAUAAAAUCAGCAGAAAAAGAUAGUUCAAAAAUAAUUUUUAAACAUUAACAGAAAAUCUUAUAAGCACAAUUCAAAGAAAUGUGGAUUUGCUUGCAUUUUGAACUUUCUUUUCCGAAUAGAACAGCCACAAGACGGGUUUGUGCUUCUUUAUAAAACGUAAAUAGAUAUACAGCAAAUAAUGACCAGAACUCAAGUUGAUUUAAAGCUGCAUUCGGAUUUACUGACGGUUUAAAAAAUAAUCCAUUCAUCAAAGGACAAAGCAUCUGCAAAGUGUGAAGGUUAUAUAAAUGAGAGUCAAUUGUUGGCAAGAAUGAGAUUACAAAAAAAGGCGUUUGAGCAUUAUGGUGGCACUUUAGGUUCGCCUGGUUGAGCCUGAUUCACGAAGAAGGCAGUUAUGCAUCCGAGCAAAAUGUCUGGCUAUAUUUCAGGGUUAUAGUUUUGCAGAACAAGUGGAAACAAAAGGUAUUUUAAAAAAAUAUCGAGAUGUAAAAAUUAUAAAUACAAAAAAAGUGUAAAGCAUAUUUUUCCUUUCAAUUUAAUGAAAACCAAUGCAUUGUCAAUUUGUGAAAUAUUCACAAAACUGAAAACUUUUCUGGGGUUUUUUGCACUUCCGUCUUUGCUGGAACAGUUUAUCAGAUGUAAAGUAACUACCUAAAAUUGAUGAGUGUUUGGAAAUUUUCAGUUUUUUGUGCAGCAUUUGCUUCGCUUGGAAUCGAGUGUAACGGUGUAGAAAAGAAAUGGCAAAGGAUAGGACUGAGAUUGUUUUAGGCAAAACAAACUUACAUGAAAAUGUCUGAAUUUGCACAGAAAUGUAACAAUAAAACAUUGUAUAACCUAGUUGGGCAAUUUAUCAAUAAUAAAAAAAAGGGAUUUGGGGGUUAAAAGUGUAAAACAAAAUUCCAGUUUUUGUCAAAAAUUCACAAAAUCAGUCCAACUGACAACUUUUGGGGGGUAUUUUUAAAUUUAUUUAUAUAUUUACUAUUUUCCCUGCUGGUACAUUUUACUGGAUGUAAACUAAUCAUGUAAAAUUUGGAAAUGGUUGUAAAUGUUCACCGUUUUUAGUGCAGCUAAUAUCAGUUUGGUAAAAAAAAUUCCGCUUUGGUUCGUGAAGGAAGACUGGAAGAGCGAAGGAAAGCAAUGGCCAGAUUACAACUGACAUGGUUCUAGGCAAAGCAACACAAAACUUAACAAAUUUACACAAAAAUGUCAAACUUUGCAACGAAAUAUAAAGAUAGAUUUUAAAUAACCAAUGUAGGCAGUUUAUCAGUAAAAAACAGUUGAUUUGUGGAUUAGUUAGACUUUAAGUAAAUCUUAAAACAUAAUAAAUAUUAAAAGAUAUAAACCAUUUGCUGAUUUUCAAAGAAAAUUUUGUCAGCUGUCAAAAUCACAAAAUUGGUCUAAAAUGGGAAACUUUUGAGGGGUAAUUUUUAUUUACUUUUUUUUUUGGUCUUGCUGGUUUGGACUACCAGAUGUAAACUAAUCACAUUAAUUUGGGAAUGCUUGUAAAUUUGCCCAGUUUUUUGUGCAGCAUAACGAACAUAGUUGACUCAUUUGGCAAGAAAACAAAUAAAUCUACUUCUUACAACAUCUAUCACCUUUAGACGCCCAAGUUUCCUACUUAAUGAUGGCAUUAAAUGCACUUUGGACAACUUAGAGUGAGGCAAGCCAUAUUUACGCUACUGAAAUAUACAGUAUUUAAUACUAAGUAAAUCAUGUAUGAGCUGGAUUUUAGCCACUUUCCCUGCGUUUCUACCUCCAUCUCUCAGGCCCACAACAAAAGUUUUUCUUUUUUGUUUUUUAAGGCAUUCUUUUGCAUCUUAAUGCUCCACCACACAUAUAACAAGUCGACACUCAAUGGUUCUCAGUGGUCACAAAAUAAAAUCAUCAGUACAAGAAUUUUAUAAAUGUACAUGCUCUGUUUGCUUCUUUAUCUGUGAUGCGUUUUAGUUUACUUUUGUUAAGGAUUUGUGCGUUUUCUUCACAACUUCUUACUGUGUUUCGGAUGUUUUGAGGUGGAAAAAUGUUAAAGGUGCUAUGUGUAGUAUCCUCUAAGAGAAUAUGUGUUGGUCUUGAAUAAAACCACUGUUCAGGCCUGAGCAGUGGUUAAUUACCUCUGGUCAUUAGACAAAACAAUGGUUCUGGCUUUGCUGAGAAAUCCUGAAAAAUGCACUUUGAUUGUUGGACAAAGUGUGCAAAGUUGGUCACGUUUGCCUCUUUUCUUGCUGUCUGGAAGCCACAUUUCCAGAAAACGACUCUAAAGUGGCUCAUUGUGACUUUAUGUUGUAGCACUUGUUAAUCUGUUUGGUAAAAUAAUGUCCAGCGACAAAUCCUACACACAAUACCUUUAAGUGAAAGACCUGUUUGGAUUUUUUCCUUAUUGUAAACAUGAGUCUAAUGUAUUUUUUUUUCUCAUUUUUCUGGUGUUUUUAAAAAAAACAUUUUCAUAAAAAAAAGCUAGAAAUACAAAACAUUGCUGAUUUAUUAAUUUCUGUAAUUUUAUGCUUUGUUGAAAGUGUAUACACAUUGUGGGCGGUGUUUCUGGUAAUGCUUAUGUUUUGUUAAUUUAUUACCUAAAUGUUGAAAUAUUUACAUUUCAAAUAAAAAACAAAAUAAAAUAAAAAACUUGGUACAAACAUACAGUGAUAAUUUAAACAUUGCAUGUGCACUAACUGUGUUGAAAUAAACUGCAUAAGUUCAAAUAAAAUGUGUUUAAUGCCCAAAA